CUGGAGUGUUGUGAUAAGCAGCACGUUAACAUGUUUGACCGCUGUUUGAAAAGUCGCUUAGUAGAUUGAUUUCGCAUUUGUUACAGUUAUACAAUACGUAUACUUAUUAAAACUGAUAAUUAAGGUGAAGAAUGAGUCGGGUUCUGAAUGUUUUGAGGAGUUGGCUGCUCAUGGUGUCUGUGAUCGCGAUGGGGAAUACAGUACAGAGCUUCAGAGAUCACAGCUUCUUAUCGGAGAAACUCUACACGGGCACACCUCAAUACGUAAAUGGUCUCCAGGCGAGAACGUUUGGCAUCUGGACUCUCCUGUCCUCCAUCAUCCGCUGCGCCUGUGCAAUAGACAUUCAGAACAGAACGCUUUAUCACAUCACCUUGUGGACGUUUGUACUGGCGCUCGGUCACUUCCUGUCAGAAGCGUUCAUCUAUAAAACGGCUCCUCUGACCAUUGGAGUCAUGGCCCCUCUGAUUGUAGCAAGUUUCUCUAUUGUGGGCAUGUUGAUUGGGUUGCAGUGUGUCUCUGAGAUGCAGGAAGUUAGUGGAGCUCGUCAGAAGAAGAGGAACUGACAUCCAAUGACAUUCACAGCAUUGCUGGUGAUGCUUCAGCGCUGAAGCCUUCGGGCACUGAUAAGGGUACAGGCUAUAAUCGGCGCAAAAUUCUGCUACAUAUGGAGCAUCCCGUGUCCUGAGAGCAGAACAUGAUUCUGAUUGGUCCGUUGUUUGUUAUGAGCCUCUGCUGCCAUCAACUGCUCGCCAGUCCAAAUAUAUGAGCCCAAACUACAGUCAGUUUUCAGCUUAAUGAUAUUUAAAGACAUAUUUACAACAAACAGUGAAAUCGAAAGCAAAUAAUAUUUUUUGGUUAACGGCACGCUCUGGACAUCUUGAGAUGCUUUUAAAACUAAACUGACAGCGUUCCCAUGUAUGCUGGAUAUGUGUCUGCUACAACUCAUCUCUUUUUUUUUUUUUUUAUUUUGUUAUCAAAUGUUUUUACGAUCGCUAUGACAAUUUUCCUAAACUCUUAAUGCACCACACCUACAACACACAUCACACAUUUUAAACUAAACUCCAAAACUAAUUUUCAGAAUACAAUAAUACACUAACACAAUACACUAUGUCUACCAAAACACUGCAAACAUGUCUCAAAAUCUAAUAAUUAUUCCAAAACACUAACACAUGUUCUCUUCCAACAGGCGCAUUAAGUCAAUCCUAGCACAAUGCAUUAUUUGAUGUGUGCCAGGUCUGCCCUUAUACAAUAGACGGUAUAUUGUAUUGAUCAUAGAUUGUGUUUUGCACUCGUGUUUCUUUUGAAGCCUCUACAUUUUUGUUUUGUUGAGUUUAGUUAAUGCAUUUUUCUUUUGCUGCAGAAAUUCAAUACAAAAAUGAACGACCCAUCUCAGAGUAGCUUUAUAGAAUUUGCCCACAUGUUCUCAUCCACAUCACACCUGAUAUCUUCUCUGGCAAGGCAUCUUGGGAAAAAUCAUUUGGCAUGCCUUAUCCACCCCUGGCAGUGUUCAGCUGUGAUGUCUUGGCAUGCAGCAUCCAUUGCAUCCAGGAGGGACAUUUGGUCCUGUGAAGAAACCUUCCAUCUCCAGGCUGAGAAAAACUCCUCAGUGGGGUUGAGGAAACGGGAGUAAGGGGCAAGGAAAAGGGACUUUAUCCUCGGAUGGGUGUCAAGCCAGGCUGGGACUGCACGGGAAUGCUACAUUGUCCCAUGUGAUCACAUAUAUUGGCAAGUGGUCUCCCACCUGUCCCCUUUCUACCACUGGCACCAGUCUUUCGUGAAGGUCUUCUAAAAACAGGAGAAGUAGGGGCCAAUCUCACAUUUAUGCAGAAGUGCACCGUUGUUGGAGAUUGCGGCGCACAUGGUGAUGUUGGCUCCUCUCUGGCCUGGCACGGUAACUGUGGCCCUUUUGCCAAUUACGUUUCUACCACGCUGACGCCUUUUCCCCAAAUUGAAGCCAGCCUCGUUAACUUAAUAAUUUCAUGUGGGACUUGAUUGGCCUCUAAAUCCAUGACUCUCUGAAAGUAAUCAGACAGUGUGUGAAUGCUUUACUGUAUACCUACUGUAUGUCCUACUGUGCGCCAGGUUCAUAGAGCAGUUUACUGCAAAACACACUGUGUAUAGUACAGUAAUGACUGUAUUGCAUAACCGUACAUGGACGUAUUGGUGACGGAGUUCUUUGAUGCGCUCACUGUUCCUUUCAUAAGGAACUUUAUAUAGUCGUUUCAUUUGGACUCUGUGUUUAGCUAGAGUCUGAUAUAUGGAUGUUGUGCUGAUUGCUGCAAUGUUCCCUAAGACAAGGUAGUCCUCAACAACUCUGGACUUGAUGUCCUUCAGGUUUAUUUCAUUGUAGGAGAAGCCCUACUACAAUAUCCUACCUGUUGGUUUCUCGAAAAAUCUGGACAAUGGAUGCCACUGUGUCCCGACUGAUAUUUGGCUGUACUCGUUCACCAGACUCUCUGUAUGAUAGCCCUUGGUUUAUGACAUGGUGUAUGAUAGUAGCUCUUAUUUAAUCAGUUACACUAACUCUGGCCCUUCUGUGAGCGCCAACACGCAUCCUUGCCCUUGUCCUGGUACUCGUCUUCCUCUCCCUCGUGCAGGCUUUUCCACACAAGAUCAGCCCAAAGAGGUCCUGUUUUACUGUAUACCAUAUGGUCAUGCGAUUGAAAGAACCUCAACACCUGAGUGUGUUUCCUAGAUGGGAAUCGGCUGUGGUUCAUUUGCAUAACUUCAAUCUGCCGUUUCUCAGUAGCAAUGGAAUAAAAUACAGGAGACAUGUUUGUGUUUCAAUUCACAAUAUGAGCAGCUGUUCACUUUGACUUUAGGCUGUAAGUUUAUAGGUUUAGAACAUGGUGUUAUCUGUUCUGACAUGCAGUGUGAAAGCAUUUGUUAAUUUGGCAGUUUUGGUCUUGGUUGAGCUUGUGUGUAAAAAUUUGUGUCCAAGCAACAAGAAAUGUGUUAAUUGUAUAGCCUACACAGACAGAUGUUGUGCUAACUGUGUCAAGAGUUUAGGAAAAUGGUUAAAAGUAUUGAAUAGCAAUCGUAAAAAUUUAGUAUAGAUUACUUGUCUAUUUGAAGCAGUUAAAUCAAAUGGUAGUGAAGAACAUGAGAAACAGAAAUUCAGUCCAAACUUUUAGCUGGAAUAUAUAAAUAUUAUAAAGCUUUUUGUAUUAUAGAAAAAUCAUAGAUCUUAAGUGACUCAUACUGUAUAAUUCUAAUCAAAUAAAUCUAGCAUUAGCUAAACCAUGAAUGUAUGGCUGUUUCUUCAACUUUGCAAUUUCAUGUCCCUGGUUUAAUUUUUAUGAAGGUCACAUUUAAACUGACUUUAUUUGACCAGGCCUUCGUCAUUUAUUUUUGCUAUUUUUCAGAUGUCGUUUAUGUACAGAUUGUAUCAUUGUCUCAGACCCAGACUGUCAAUUAUAAACUAUGAAAAUGUAAACUACACUAUUAUUAUUAUUAUUAUUAUUAUUAUUAUUAAUAAUAGGGUUCCUGUAGCUCCGCUGGUAGAACAUGGUGCUAGCAACACCAAGCUCAUGGGUUUAAUUCCCAGGGACACACAAACAUAUAGAAUGUAUACACUGGAUAAAUCUGUCUGCAAAACUCAUAAAUGUUAUUUUAUGUGUUUUUAUGCAAGAUAUAUAUAUAUAAAGGGGACGUUUGGUGGAGUUUGAGCUAGCGAUGAGGACAGGUAGAUGUUACACAUGCAAUUAUGAGAAUGUGACAUAAAUUGGAGGCAGAUUGAUGCCAUCUGGUGAACAAAAUACACAUGACAUGUCUUGAUAAUCAUGUGAUGCCAGUAACAGCCAGCAGAUGACUGUAGACACAUAUUGUGUAGUCUGGACUUGUUGUAACGUUAUUUUAUAUUUUAUCACAAGAUGUGCAUUUGGAUAUAUAUUUAGACAUUAUCAAACUAUUAUUUGUCAAAGUUUAACAUUAUAAAUUGAUUUGAAGUGUCAGUUUUUGCAGUUAAUGUCAUUAUGCUGCAAUCAAACCUGACCAUGAUGUUACUAAAAGACACAAAAUAAGCAUUUUUCUACCAAUCAUUUAUUUCAAACAUAAAAAUAUAAUAACUCAAAGUAAAUGCAUAAUAAUAAUAAUUUACAAAUGAAAAAAGAAAAAAGCUCUGUGAUAUAAUCUCUGACCGUGUGUGUGUGUGUGUGUGUGUGUGUGUGUGUGUCGCACUGAGGAUAUUUAUUGUAAUUUAUGUCUGUUUUUCUGCAUUGUGGCAGAUUUAUUGAUUUGAGUUAAAAAAACAAACAAAGUUACUUCUAUCAAUUAUUUUCAACAAUAAAUAAAACAUUCAAAAACGUA
Messenger RNA from Xyrauchen texanus (razorback sucker), 4308 nucleotides. RefSeq names its product ergosterol biosynthesis 28 homolog (gene erg28). The record is from RefSeq and is a predicted model, not a curated record. Gene Ontology annotation, cellular component: membrane; endoplasmic reticulum. The transcript is spliced from 5 exons. Gene Ontology annotation, molecular function: protein-macromolecule adaptor activity. The coding region runs from base 132 to 563 and encodes 143 amino acids. NCBI's taxonomy places the organism in Eukaryota, Metazoa, Chordata, Actinopteri, Cypriniformes, Catostomidae.